UCGUAUCUGUUGGUGGGUGCGGUUGAGAGAAGCACUAUAGAAGACGAGGAGGAAGGCUGCGUUGACGGUUGGUUAUAUGUUAUAAUACUGUUUGUCAAGCAUCAUGUCAGAAGCUGAGGAUACAUUCCCUUCUCACGAAGUGGAGGAGAAGCAUUUCGAGGUUGAAACGACAAAAUGUGGAAAAGUAAAAAUACAUGUACAAGGAGAUUUGGAAAAUCUUGAAAAAAAGGCUGUUUUUCUCACAGUUCAUGAUAUUGGAAGCAAUCAUUCAUCAUUUAAAGAUUUUGUGGAUCAUCCAUGUAUGCUUGAAAUAAAACAACGAUCAGUUUUUGUUCAUGUUGAUAUUCCUGGCCAAGAAGAUAAUGCUGGAGAUUUUCCAAAUGAUGUACCAUUUCCUACCAUUCAAAUUUUGGGAGAAGAUUUGGUGUCAGUUUUAGAUUAUUUGAAAAUAAAAUUAGUUGUUGGAUUUGGUGAAGGAGCUGGUGCUAAUGUUCUUGUCAGGUUUGCUAUAGCUCAUCCUUCAAGAGUUCUUGGCUUAGUUCUUAUUCAUUGUGUUGCAACUGGUGUUGGUAUAAUGGAAUAUUUCAAAGAUAAGAUUAUGAAUUGGAAGCUGACAAAUGUAGGAAUGAAUCCUUCUGCAGAACAAUAUCUAGUGCUUCACAAAUUUGGAGCUCAAUUGGAAAGUGUUGAAAACAAAGAAGCACUGAUACAAGACUACACAGAAAAGCUGAAAAAUAAAAUAAAUCCACGAAAUUUACGUCGCUAUGUGGAAUCAUAUAUGAAUCGAAAAGAUAUCACUUCUUUCAUUGAAACUAAUCUCAAAAAUAUGGAUGUCCUUUUGAUCAGUGGAGGAAGAGCUGCUCAUUUACAAGCUGUAGAGAAUCUGUAUGGUAGAAUGGAUAAACAAAAGACAGCAUUUUUAAAAUUAGAUAGUGUUGGCGAUGUAUUUGCACAAGCACCCGAAAAACUUGCUCAAAGCUUGCUUUUAUUUGUCAAAGGUCUUGGGUUUUUAACUUCUGUAACUCUACCUGGCGUUGAAAGGCAAAGAACAUUUUCUGGAGGAGAUCCCAAGGCUCUUGGAGCAGUUGGUCGAAGACGUACGCUGUCAAUGGAAGAGUAUGACAUGCCUCGACCACGUCGCCUGUCUCUGACCAUCCCCCAAAAAUGAACAAUCGCAUAAAGUUUUUCACUGCAAUAGAGUCACAAGCUAAUCAGAGACAAUUACAUAGAUACUGCCAAGAAAAAAUAAAACAGACUGAUUGUACAAUUGCAAUAUUAGUCUGUAAGUUGUAUUUGGAACAUCAUUCUGUUAUUUUGCCAAAAUGGUUAUCAAAUUACUGAAUUUGCAAAGAUUUGUAAAAAUUUCAAAUAAGUUACUGUGUCUGGUGGAAGUUAUUAGGAUCACUCAAAGAAUGCUUUAGAACAGAUUUAGUAAAAACAGGUAUUCCAUUCAAACUGUUGUAAGGAUUAUAACAUUUGUUGAAGGGUAAAGUGACCAGUUUGGGUCAAUUUUCUAUUUGGCAGUUCUAUUGUGCAUAAUAUAUUUAUGCAUUGACAUAGUAUCUCAAAUUAUUUUUAAUAAGGAUAAAUAUGCUCGUUAAACUUAGGUCUGUUUCAAACACUGUAUAUAAUAUUUAUAUUACAGUAUAAAAUAUACAAUCAUAGUUAUCAUACAAAAGUUUUUUAACAGAAAAAUUAUAGUUUACAGAGGAAUUUAAAGGUAUUUUAUAUUUUUUUCUUUGCUGUCUUGAAAAAAAAAUACUUAAGCUGAUCCUAUUUAUAACACGCACUGCAUUUAGUACAUUGAGUAGAAAAUGGUUUUUAAUAAUUCCAUAAAAAAUAAUGGUGGUAAAAUCAUUUCAGAACUCAAAAAAUGUUCUGUAUUAUGUACAAAAUUUAAUUAUUGAAAAAUUAAUAUCUCAAAAUGAAAUUUCAAGUAUUUACAUUUGCCCAGAAAACAUACUAAAACAUUUUCUCAUAAAUGUGACCCAAGAUUGAUCACUUUACCUACAUAGUUUCAAAAUAAAAAAUAUCAAAAAAAAAAAAAAUACAAAAUACAGAAAUGUAAAAAUGAUUUUUCUUCACUUUUAGCUUAAACAUAAUCUAGAUUACAUAUGAUCUUAUAUUCCAGUGUGGUCCCAUUUUUCCAUUCAAUUAUUAAAUAACACUUCCUGGCAUAAGUGCACGUAUUGUAUAUAUUGUUUCUUUCCUAGUUAUUUUGGAUGUUUUUUGUUAAGUUCUCUCAUUUUAAUUUCUAAUUUACUUUGAUCUCUAAUUUAAUGAAAUAACUGAUUUUGCAUUUGCACAAUUUAUACUCACAGUUUUCUAUAAUCAAUUGAACUGAUUACUAUCAGAAAGAUAUGCAAAUAGAGUGAAAAUAAUAUACUACUAAUUUUCACUACAUGAAAAAACAAGCUGUUAAAAUAAAUUUUAAACUUAACACAAUAAAUGCUACACAAAAGAUUUUAGAUAAAUUAUUUAAUAUAUUUUUCAACUCCAAAAUGAAUUUUUUCUUUUUCUCUUACAUGCAAUAUAGUUUUAAUGCAGUAAUUCUUACUUUCCCCCUCCUCACUGCCAGUCCUUAUCUCCAUAUAUAUAUAUAUGUAUAUCCAUUUCAAUGAAAAUUUUUAUUAACUUCUCAUAUUGUAGUUUAGAAACAAUGUUACUUGUGAAUUUAUUUCCAAUGUGAUUUUUGUGCAGUUGUGCAUUAUGUAAUACCUGCAUUGUUUAUGGUUGCAUCUAUUAUAUAGCUUUUCUACAAACAGAAUUAUCUGUUUUUUCUUCCCCUUAAAUGGUCAACAUGCAAUUUGUUAUAUUGUUUUAUUUCUUUAUGGUACUUUACACAAUACCAUUUUGUGCCUUCUAUGUUGGUAAUAGUGUUUCAGUGUUUCAGAAAAAAAUGCACUAUAAAUGAUGAAAUUUGAAUGAUAUGUUUCUCUAAAUCCCAACAUGAUCAUACCAAAUAUCAGAAAAACAGGAGUUUCUUUUCCCUAAUUUAUAUUCUCACAUCACAAGUUUUGUGAAAAGUGUACAUUUCAGAGAAAAAGAUAUGUCUUUGUAAAAUUUUCUAAAAAAAAAAA
Messenger RNA from Centruroides sculpturatus (bark scorpion), 3080 nucleotides. RefSeq lists its product as uncharacterized. The coding region runs from base 104 to 1168 and encodes 354 amino acids. The transcript has 13 exons. The record is from RefSeq and is a predicted model, not a curated record. Gene Ontology annotation, biological process: signal transduction. Gene Ontology annotation, cellular component: cytoplasm. Lineage: Eukaryota; Metazoa; Arthropoda; Arachnida; Scorpiones; Buthidae.